GUUGUUCGACGGAUAGACAUUCAAAACUAUUGCAUCGAUAAAGGAUUCGAGCUAGUCGAACUGGCACCCGACGACCACCUUAUUGCUGAACAAAGUGAUGCGGAUGAAUUGCGUGAACAGGAUAGCUUUGAACGAUUAUACAAAGGUCAUCCAGGCAUAUGUUUGGCCCAAUCUCAACUACAAAGAGAAACAUUCCUCAUCAUACAACAUCAUAUCAUCUGGAUCAAGCGAUACGCUCAUCACACAGAUCAAUAGGCUGCAUUGCGGUGGUGAUGAAACAUUGAAAUGCUCGACGAAUAGUGGUCUUGCAUCAAGCUCUACAUGUCAUCAGCCUGGUGACGACGAGCAGCCAAACAUUACCACCGAACAAGAAGCUGACAGGUUCGAGAGCAUGUUGUCCAAAUUUACGCAAAUGAAAGAGAAAGCAUCGAAAAUGGAGGAUGAAGCAGAACGUAAACGUUAUGCGGAACAAGUGGCCAUUGCAUUCUGGAAUUCUAUCGCCGAUGACCAAGAUGAAGUCCUCUUUUCAAGCGACGAAGAUCCGAAUCACGUUUAUACAAUGUUCUAUUCUGAACGUCUGGAAAAUCUCUACGAAUGGACCGAUUUGAGUCGAUUUGAGCAAUCGGUGUAUGGAAAACUGCCGUACGGUAUUUUCGACAUGUUUGGCUGGUCAAGUAAAGACAAAUUGAAUGCUUUCGGCGUGAAUGACAAAACAAACCGCCGUGUUCCAUACGAUCGUCGUGCCUCAGACGAAAGACCGUGGAAAUGUCGCCAUUGGCACUAUGAUCCAAGAGUGAUGCCCAAAGUGAGCGUCAUCAUUCCGUUCCAUGAAGAAGAUAUGAUCGUUCUUACUCGAACCAUCUUUUCGGUGCUGUUGAACAGUCCACGGUCAAUAUUGAAAGAGGUGAUUGUCAUGGCCGAUGGCUGCUGCAAUCAAUACACGAAUGGUACGCUUUCUUAUCUGAAUUCAGAAAUCUAUUCCAACCGCCACCAACAACACUUGCUCAACAAUAUUGAGAUAUUUCGCAUGUUUUCGGUGGAAUUAUUCCUGGAAUAUUUGCCACUAUUGUUUGGCGAGAACGUACAACACGGCAAGGUUCGAGUGUUCAAGACGCAAGAACGAUUUGGUUGGUCUCGUUCCAUCCAUAACGUAUUGAGCCAGGUGACUGGUGAUGUAUUGGUUGUCCUCACUUCUCAUGUGGAAGUGUCGGCCAAUUGGCUCAUACCAUUAUUGGCGCCAAUCGUCCAAAACGAACGUACAGUUGCCGUACCGGUUUUAGGUCAAAUCGAUCGUCAUAAUUUCUACUUUUCUGUUGAAUCUCCAUCCGCAGUGUAUUGGGAUGGGGCACUCAAGACCCGAAAAAUUCGCUUGGAUCAAGUUGCCGAUUAUCACUUUGUCAAUCGAUGGAAGAAAAAUGAAACGAUUCGAACAUUUCCAAGAAAAGUUGAUCUUCUGAGCCAGGUUCAAUUUGCGAUAGCUCGAUCAUAUGCCGAGCAGAUUGGCCUAUUUGAUUCCGAUCAUGUGGUCAAUCCGAAUGCCGGUCACGUAAUCUGGGAUUAUACGUACAAAAUCCGAAAAUGUGGUGGUGGUGGUGGUCGUAUCCUGGUCAUACCGUGUUCGCUCAUCUACGAACUGCCCAAGCUGAUGGUCCAUUCGAUGGGACAAGUUGUCGAUCGGACGCAUCGAGCAUUCAAUUAUCAAUACGAACCUGACUGUCUUCGUAGACAAUUUGCCAUCGAAUUUCUGGAUCCAAACGUGCUGUUGCAUGCAUUCUACGUUCACUAUCCAAUACUCGAUUGUCCACCAUCAUCUACUGCAGCAGCAGCAGCAACAUGUUCCCAUCGACCAGAAAAAGCUCGAGAACAUGUCACCGUGGACAAUGAUUCGAUUGAAUUGCAAACUUUUCGAUCUGGAUGGCCACCACCACGUAAUGUUGAGUUUGGUCAAUUGGUCAACGUGGCGUACGCUGUGUGUAUGGCUCCCGAAAAAUUGAAGAAUCAAGUUGUCAUGAUUGGUUCCUAUUGUAGUGCUGCCAGUAGUAGUAGUAGUAAUCCUCGUGGUCGAUUGUUGCGUUUGAAUCAAGAAAAUCAACUGUUUUACGGUGUUGAAUGUCUCAUACCGAAUUUGGUUUCGAAUCAAAUCCAAUUGAGUGAUGAUUGCCGACAAGAUUUGUCUAAAUCCUGGCACUACGACAACAACAAUCAACAGUUGAUUGUGUCCACGUAUUGUCUGGAUUAUUGGCCCGAAAAAGGCUUUUUAUUCACUAAAUGUUCUGAUAAUUCUAGUCAACGUUGGCAUUGGUUGCAUUAAAUUG
Messenger RNA from Dermatophagoides farinae (American house dust mite), 2315 nucleotides. Lineage: Eukaryota; Metazoa; Arthropoda; Arachnida; Sarcoptiformes; Pyroglyphidae. The record is from RefSeq and is a predicted model, not a curated record.